Molecule: messenger RNA, 222 nt
Organism: Rhizoctonia solani
Lineage: Eukaryota; Fungi; Basidiomycota; Agaricomycetes; Cantharellales; Ceratobasidiaceae
Exons: 2
Coding region: 1-222 (73 amino acids)
Source: RefSeq, a predicted model, not a curated record
AUGAACCCAUCUCAUGUGCCAUCCAAUGUUCCUGAGGCAGACCAAGUAGCUGACACCCUGGCCAAGGAAUGGAAAGAAGCCAAAGCAGCCCUCAGAAUGAGAUAUGGCCCAGAAGACAACUCAUGGGAACCCAAAGAACUGCUGGAGCAUAGUCAGGAAGAGAUCAGCUGCUUCAACAAGUCACAACUGAAAAAGGCUCAUGACUCCACCAAGAGCCUUUAA